AUGAAAACCUCUAUGGAGAUCGAAAACCUUUCAAAGGACAUUUACUCGUCUCUAGCUCUCGGCGGCUCUGAUCAGAGCAAUCGAUGGCAAAAAACCGUCGAAACCGUAAUCAAAAGCAUUGUUUCAAUCCACUUCUGCCAAAUCGUCAGUUUUGAUUCAGAUUUUAGGUCCAGCUCACAGGCCACUGGCUUCAUCAUUGAUAAGGAAAAUGGCAUAAUAUUGACUAACAGACACGUCGUCAGCCCAGGCCCCUUCACCGGCUACAUCAUUUUGGACAACUACGAGGAAGUUCCUGUCAUUCCAAUUUACAGAGACCCCAUUCAUGAUUUUGGCUUCUUGAAGUUCAAUCCCAACGAUGUGAAGCACAUGAAGUUGCCACCAGAUUUAAAACUAAGACCCGACCUCGUCAAGGUGGGUGUCGAAAUUAGAGUCAUUGGUAACGACAAUGGUGAAAAAUUGAGUAUUCUCAGUGGCUUUAUCUCUAGGACAAAUAGAAACGCCCCUUAUUACGGCUGCUGCAACUACAACGACUUCAAUAUUGAAUAUAUUCAAGCUGCUGCCAACGCUAAAGGUGGUUCUUCUGGUUCGCCUGUCAUUGAUAUAAAUGGAAACGUUUUGGCAAUGGAAGCUGGCGGCUCAUUUUUCGGUGCAACUGAUUUCUUUUUACCAAUCGACAGAGUCUUCAGAGCACUUCACUGCAUACAAAAGAACAAGCCAAUCUUAAGAGGUACCAUUCAAGUCACUUGGAACUUAAAACCAUUUGAUGAGUGCAAAAGAUUGGGCUUAACCUCCGAAAUUGAAUCCAAAAUGAGAUCUUUAUUUCCUGAAACCAUUGGUCUACUAGUUGCUGAAAUAGUUUUGCCAAAGGGGCCUGCUGACAACUUAAUUCGAGAAGGUGAUGUUCUAAUUGCUAUACACAAUAAAGAAAUCAGCUGCUUUAAAACUAUCGACGAAAUAUUAGACUCCUCAGUUGGUCAAUCUAUAAAAUUCACUGUUCAAAGAGAUGGCAAAAUUCUAGAUCUAGCUUGCAAAGUUCAAGAUUUGCAUUCCAUAACUCCAGAUAGAUAUAUCAAGUUUUGCGAUUCAAUAUUCCACAAUUUAUCCUAUCAAUUGGCCCGAACUCAUAAUCUUGCUGUUUCAGGUGUCUUUGUAAGUCAAGCCAACGGUCCUUUUGAAGACGCUGAUUUGGGUUUCGGCUACAUUAUCAAGUCAAUUGAUAACAAAACUGUCAACAACUUGGAUGAAUUUAUCAAUGUUCUUAAACACAUCUCUGAUAAAUCCAUGAUAUCAAUUACAUGCAUGAAAAUUGAAAAUAUACACAAUAUCGAAACCAGAACCGUUUAUAUCGAUAAACAGUGGUAUGAAGAUUUCCGUCUAGCAAUUAGAAAUGAUGAAACCGGGUUGUGGGACUUUAAUGAUCUUGGUUUCAUUGCACCCAGUAAACCACUAAAGCCAUUAAAUGCUAAAUUCAUCGAAAUUCAUUCAGAAAAAGAAGCUCUAAGAACUUUGCCAAACUCUUUUGUCACUGUCACUGCACAUCAUCCAUUAAAUAUCGAUGGUGCUGAAUCCACAAAUGAUCUUGGUUCGGGUUUGGUUAUCGAUGCUAAAAAAGGCUUGGUCUUAGUUUCAAGGUACUACAUUGAAAAUGAUCUUGGUUACUUUAGACUAACUUUUGCAGAUUCGGUGAUCAUUCCAGCAAAGGUGGUUUUUUUCCAUCCAUUAUACGGUUUUGUUAUCUUAAAAUAUGAUCCAUCCUUGAUUCUUGCUCCAGUUCAAGAAAUAAAAUUUAUUGAAAACCCUUUGAAAAAGGGCGAUGAACUAACUUUUGUAUAUCAAGACAAUACCGGAAAGUUUUCUUCUUCAAAAACAAAAGUCGGUUCAAAAGGUUUAUUGAAAAUUGAAUUGGAGUACUCAUAUCCUUGUUAUAGAGCUACUAAUUGUGAAAUUGUCUCUAUUAGUACAAAACUAAGCUCUAGCAUUCUUGGAGGAAUUUUGGUCGAUGAUGAUGCAAAUGUAAGAGGUUUAUGUUUAAAAUUCACUGGGGUAGACGCUGUUGACAACUCAGAGAAUUACUUAUACAGCGUACUUAGAUGCAUUGAUAUCUGCCAUGUAAGUGAGAUUGUCAAAAGUUUCAAAAUCUCAGAUUUGAUUCCAUCUGUGCGUAUUAUUGAUGCUGAAUUUUCUGAAUUGCCAAUUUCUACAGCAAGAGUUUUGGGUGUGAAAGAAGAAUGGAUUGAAAAAUUAGAAAACAGUGCUUUGGAUGAAGAAAACCAUAGAUUAAAAUUCAUCAAUGUCUCUUCUGUUGCCUGUUCCAAGUUUGAGGAAAAAUCUUUGGAUAAAAACAGUUUAAAAGUCAGUGAUGUGAUUUUGACAGUUAAUGGUAAUUUUGUUAAUAAAGUGACAGAUAUCACCAGUUUGAUGUUUAAAAAUGAUGAACUAGAACUCAGAGUCGUGCGUAAUCAAAAAGAAAUAUUGCUUAAAAUUGGAACGUUUGAAGUUGAAAAAACUGAAGAAACUAUUCACUGGUGUGGUGCAAAUUUCCAAAACCCAUUUUAUGCUCUUAGACAAUCCUUAAAAGAAUUGCCUUCAGAUGUAUAUGUGAUGACAGUUGGUAGAGGUUCUCCUGCUAAGGACUAUGGUUUAGGCAGCUCUCAUUUUAUCACGCAUGUUAACGAAAUAGAAACACCUACAUUAGAUAAGUUUUUGAGUGCUAUUAAACAGGUAGCUGAUAAUUCUUAUGUGAAGGUCAGAGCUGUUUCUUUAUCCAACCAAAAAAAAGCUAUUACAUUAAAAACUAAUUAUCAUUACUUUCCUACUAAUGGAUUUAAAAAAAAUGCUGAUGGAGAAUGGGAAUAUUUUUCCUAA
This is a messenger RNA of Ascoidea rubescens DSM 1968, 2865 nucleotides long. Its product is annotated as trypsin-like serine protease. NCBI's taxonomy places the organism in Eukaryota, Fungi, Ascomycota, Saccharomycetes, Ascoideales, Ascoideaceae. The transcript is spliced from 2 exons. Bases 1 to 2865 code for a protein of 954 amino acids. The record is from RefSeq and is a predicted model, not a curated record. Gene Ontology annotation, molecular function: serine-type endopeptidase activity; protein binding. Gene Ontology annotation, biological process: proteolysis.